GGACCCCGACAGCGUGGUGCUGUGUGUCCUGGCCACCGACGGGGAGGACGAAGGCGACAGCGACCUCCAAGGGGCCGAGCCCCGCGACCUCCACUGCCUCUUGGUGACGAACUCGCACACGGACGCAUGGAAGAGCCAAGGCUUG
Mesitornis unicolor (brown roatelo) is the source of this 145-nucleotide messenger RNA. Its product is annotated as growth arrest and DNA damage-inducible protein GADD45 beta-like. The transcript has 3 exons. The record is from RefSeq and is a predicted model, not a curated record. The annotation marks the transcript as partial. NCBI's taxonomy places the organism in Eukaryota, Metazoa, Chordata, Aves, Mesitornithiformes, Mesitornithidae.